Annulohypoxylon maeteangense is the source of this 1856-nucleotide messenger RNA. RefSeq lists its product as uncharacterized. The record is from RefSeq and is a predicted model, not a curated record. The transcript is spliced from 2 exons. Lineage: Eukaryota; Fungi; Ascomycota; Sordariomycetes; Xylariales; Hypoxylaceae. Bases 91 to 1614 code for a protein of 507 amino acids.
UUUAACCUAUAUCUUGUUUAUAUCAAAAUUCAUCCGAGCCAUCAAUCCACAAACAGCCCACCAUCCGUAACAAUUUUCAUUCACGACGCUAUGGGUAACGUACUCUCCGCCUUUUCCAGCGCUGCCGUUCUCGCCAAAGAAGAGAGGGAGGCUAUAGAAAAAAAGAUAUCUGAGAGAGAUGACAAUAUCAAUUCACUUGAAAAGGAUCUAGCUACUAAGGAAGAGGAGCUUGCUGAUGCUAAGAAGGAGCUUACCAAGAAUUCCGAGGAAGCAGAUGCCUUGAGAAAGAAGGUUGACGAAUUGGAAGCUCAAGCCACGAAACUUAACGAAGAACUCCAAGAACAAGUCGACAAGCUCCAGGGUGAAUUGAAACUAGCAACCGACAAUUCUUCUGAGAAGCAUCGUUCCCUCGAGGAGACUGCCUCUGCCCGGACCCAUGAACUGGAGCAGGCACGUGCCCAGCUGACCCAAUUGGAGGAGAAUCUGAACAACCUGCAGCAGGACAAGAAUUUGUUGAGUAAGGAGUUGUCAGAAGUGAAGCGAGAAUUAGCCGACGAGAUCGAGCAACGAAAUUCUCUAGAGGCUGCACUGAAAGAAGAAUUGACGUCUGUGAAAGAGGAGUUGCUUACUUCGAGCAAAGAUCAUGACGCUCUACAAAGCGAAUACAAAAAACUGACGGACGAGCUUGCAUCUGCAAAGGCCCGUGAAGAUGCCCAAGAGGGAACCCUUGUUAAAUCACAGAACGAGUACAACGCCCUCCAACAAGCUCACGAUCAGCUCAAGAAGUCUUUGGAAGACGAAAUUUCUUCGGCUAAGAAAAGUUUAACCGAUGCACAACGGAAGUAUACCGCCUUAGAACAAACACACAACCAGACGAUAGCGGAAUCCAAUGAGAAAAUCGAUGCAGCAGAGAAGGAUGCCGUCGAGUGGAGAGCGAAGCACGCAUCUUUACAGAGCGAUUAUGAUGGCAUCGCCAAGGAACUUACUACUGCGAAUGAAGAGGCGGCCACCAGAGACGAGCAGAGCAAGGCGCGUGAGCAGGCGCAUGAGGCAGAGCUGCGACAGUUCCGUGCUGAUGUAGAGAAGUUGCAGCAGAACAUAGCCGCUUUAGAAGAGACUCAGGGAAAGCUGAAGGCUGACCACGCAACCGAGCUCGAGAGUGCCAAGCAGGAAGCAGCCCAGCUACAGGACAAGUUAAAAUCCACCCAAGACGAGCGUGAAGCCUUACAACAGCAGCAUGAGGAGCAGGCGGCGGAACUUGAGAAGGCAAGACAAGAGGCUUCUGAGCUACAGGGCAAGCUUAAGUCCGCUGGGAAUGAGCAGGAGAAGUUACAGAAGCAGCACGAUGAACAAGCAAGUCAUAUUUCCAGUCUUCAGGGUCAAGUUGAAGAGGCGAAUGUUAAGGCAGUGAAGGCCGAGAACAGCCUCGAUGCUGCGCAAACUGAGAAGACGACCCUCGAGGGUAAGCUCAGCGCGCUGGAGUCCGAGAAGAAAGAUCUUGCAGAGAAAGCGGAGGCCCUUGAGAAGGAGAUAAAAAAGUUAAAGGCGGAGGCGUCGGUACCGCAGGUUAAUGGUACGACAGAGGGCAAGGGAGCCGAUGAAGCCGCUGCAUAAUCUGGCUGAUCACCCAGGUGCCGCCAUUUUUGCGUAAUUAUCGAACCAUCGAGACAGGGAUAUCACCGUUAAUGAUGUCUAUCACGACAAAGGAACCCUAAUGUUAAUACCAGACAGAAUGUUUUAUAACAUUAUGCCAAUCGUUCGAUAGCAGGCAGGGGCUGUUGAAUCCGAAGGCUAGGCUUACGUGCGCUUGCUUCGGAUGUGAAUAAUAGGAGGCAUGUACUUGGAAUUAUUGCCCC